AUGUCCAAAUUUGCUAUACCCACAGCCUUAAGAGAGUUGAGAUUCCAUUUGUCUCAAACUGGUGAAGCCUCAGUCCCAUUGAGAAACUUUUUAUCCAAGAAUUACACUGCUUUGAAGGGUACUUCUAAAUUGCCCAUUUUAGUUAGAGAAAGCUUCGGUAUUCCCCCAAGUGUCACUGCUAGAUUUGUUGGUGGUGUUGAAAAGAAAACAAAUUUGGAUAAAUUGGAUGCUCAAGGAAUCGAAUCGGCAUUGAAGGAUAUGUUGAAGCAGUGA
Molecule: messenger RNA, 273 nt
Organism: Lizanozyma spartinae
Lineage: Eukaryota; Fungi; Ascomycota; Pichiomycetes; Serinales; Debaryomycetaceae
Gene: NDUFA2
Exons: 1
Coding region: 1-273 (90 amino acids)
Source: RefSeq, a predicted model, not a curated record